Temnothorax curvispinosus is the source of this 4268-nucleotide messenger RNA. RefSeq lists its product as uncharacterized. Bases 2009 to 4150 code for a protein of 713 amino acids. The record is from RefSeq and is a predicted model, not a curated record. Lineage: Eukaryota; Metazoa; Arthropoda; Insecta; Hymenoptera; Formicidae. The transcript has 5 exons.
GUCGCGGCGUCCGCACGCACUCUCGGUUAAAUCCCAGCUCGCCGGGGCGCGGCAACGCCUGCCGAAGCAUCCCCGAGGAUCGACCAACGAACGUGUGCGUUUUUCACCCCGCGCGUCCUCCGAUAAACAGACCGGAAAUCGGCGCGAAGAUGACGAGGGAGAAGCCGUCGGAUCGGUAGCCCAAACGUCGAUCUGUAUAUUCCCCCCCGCCAUCCCAGAAGAAGACGAGGAUCCUGGCUGAUGUUUUUAUCUUUAUUCGCGUAUCUCCGAGAGUGCGGAUUCUGUACAAUAAGUGUGGCCGAGGAAGAUAUUGUCGACGAUUUUACUUGGAGAAAUGAGAUAUUAGGAAAGUGUAACGACGGUGCCUCGUCGCUGCAAUUUGAAAUUGCACUAUAAGAAGUUUUUAGAGAUUUUAUCCGGGUGUUGUUAUACUGAGAAAAAAAAGAAUUCCUGAAUAUGCAUCACGUUCGAUCACUCCGCGUGCUUUAUCCGCGAAAUCAUAGUGGAUAUCUAAAAACAGCUGUUUGAGAGUUUCAUCUCUUCAAGUUCACAUGCGCAAGGACGCAAGAUUCGACCGAAUGAAUACAAUCGAUGGAUGCACCUUCUCUGGAGAUGUAUACGUCAAGCAUAACACACAACCAAAUAGAUCUAGGAAGAAAAAAAUGAGCAAAACGCUUAGUGGGACGGAGAAGAGACAGAAGAGAUAGUGCUGAGGCUCCGCUCUUUAAAUUACAUGGUAUAGAUGCGCCGCAAUUGUUAUCGUUGGAAAGAAUUACGGUGGCACAAGUCAUUACGGAUUCCAGCCGCCCGAUGGAACUCGAACAGGCCUGAUUAUUUGCGCGAUCAGUCCUUUUUUUAUUAUAUACAUAUCGGCGAAAAAGAUGGUUCACAGGCUAGCGAUCAACAGGUAGAUACGAGGACCUAAAACCCAAGAAGUUCGAUCGAACGGCAUGUUGAGCGAACGCAAAUUAAUUCGAACAAUAAACACGAGCCGACCGCGGCGGCAUCUCGGAAGUGCCAGCUUUGCUGUCGCCCGUGCAAAAGUUAUCGCUUAACAUAAUACGUGCCGAAUCGAGAAAUAAAAACAAAUCGUGGCGAUUAAACCGAAACGCCCCUUAAAUGCAGUGUAGCGAUAUAUUGUUAUAUAUGCCGGCAGAAUGGCGCUCCGCAGUCAACGUUCCAGAAGUCUUCCAGGUCCGCGCGUGCACGCGGGGGCCGCUAGAUUAAACGCGAAGAGCAUCAGCGAGGGGCUUAGAUCGCAUAGUUUCAACAAUCGCGCUCAUAAUUUCAUAAUCUGCCAUAAUCUCUCGUAAUCGUCCCUACGAUAUAUUCAUGGACCACACGAACAUAUCGUCACUUCGUAGAAGAAACGUGAGUCUAAUGACCGUUGAGAGAAGAGGGGAAACAACGAAAAAAGAGAGAGACACCUUUCGCCAAUCCUCAGCUCAUUUUAGAUAGACAAUCAUUGGGAGAAAAGCAUUCGCUUUUUCGAUGCGAAAAUAGACAUGUUUGCGCAUUUUGAGUUCUGGUGUGCGUGCUACACACUACGGGCUAACUCCUAUAUAAAACAUUGCGCUAUUAACGUUCGAUGUAUUUGUCGCGCUUUUUAAUGCGAAUUACAGUGUUCAUGAGCUUUCGCAAUGAGUAAUCGUGUCUACGUGGAACGAUAUGAGAACGAUAUACAUAAGGAAAUAAAAAGAGACUCUUGAUCUUUGCAAAGAGUGAUGGAAAAUAGAAGGACCAAGACUGCUCAAUUUAAUUCUAUCUCUUAGGCUGCCGUUCUUCGUGAGAAAAAAAAAAUUUCAGCGCAGUAACGGCAAAGACAUAGGCAUAACGAUAUAAUUAAUAAUAUAUUUCUUUUGUAUUGGAACAAACGAGAGAAAUACGGAGACCUGCAAAUUUAAAUCCGCGAGUUCCAAUUUAGGCUAGUUAGCGAGACAGAUGUCUAGACCGAAAGUGCUAUCGGUGUCCUGUUAUCGCUGCCGUAGAAACAAACGCACUGGACAUAAUGUUACUGAUUGUGCAAUUCUACCUUACACAUACGAAAGUGCUUGAUGCAUGCAACCGCUCUGUUAUGCGUGAACACCAUUCUCUCGAGGAGGCACUGUUUCGCGGCGGCAAAAAAGCUGUUGACGAUGAGUGUGAAUCUACCACGGCAUUAAUUAAAACUCAAAUACAAAAAGGAGGUUUGCGACUACGAAGAUGGCUAAUCGCGCUAUUAGUUUUUCUACUAACGUCGCUUCUCAUUAUCAACAGCUACAAUACCGGUCAAUUUCGGAUCAUCCGAUUCGGAGCAAUGGCUAAACCGACUGCUCAAGAUGUAAUAUCGCAGGAAUAUGUCUCGACAGCGUCAAACGUAUACAUGCCAACAGGCAAUGGUGGCUUUCUAGUUCGCAACAAAGGAUGUCGAUUACCAGCGAUGGAUCCCUUCGAUCCUGCUGUUCGACGUUUCAUAACAAAAGACGUGUUCGAAUGCGAAUAUGGAAGUUUUCCACCAUUGAUUGAAUCGAACAAUACCGCGCUAUUCAUUAACCCAGUUGCGUGGAACGAAUUCCACAACAGUCCGGGCGGGCCGUUAAGUUGCUGCUGGCGACCAUUUUGGCGAACAAAAGAUAAUGACAAUGCUGUUACGUUUGACACGAAUUGCUAUCCUUUCCAAGAUUCCUGCACUAUAAAUGCCGAAUUCGUAAAGGUUGAAUGUUACCAAAACAACGAAGUGGUAUACAAGGAUUACUACGCUUUCCUACCGCGUAAGCCUGAGGUAGAGGAAAGAUGCAGGCAGGCGCUGAGAGUGGACACGAUCGCCGACGAUCGUCUCAGCGUUCUCGUCGUCGGGCUCGACUCGGUCUCCAGAAUGAACUUCCACAGGAUGAUGCCGAAGACCGUGAGGUCGCUUCAAUCCCUCGGUGCCGCGGAGAUGUUGGGCUACACCAAGGUCGCCGAUAACACAUACCCGAACCUCGUCCCGGUACUGAGCGGCCUGAAUCAGGACGAAUUCCGGGACGCGUGCUGGCAGACGCCCAACAAAACUUUCGACGAAUGCCCGCUCUUGUGGAAGGAAUUCAGCGCCGCUGGUUACCGCACAGUGUUCGGCGAGGACGCCUACAGCAUGACCACGUUCAAUUAUCUGAAACCGGGAUUCCGCGAGCCACCGACGGAUUAUUACUUGAGACCGUACUGCAUCGCCGCCGAGAGCGACGUCGGCAACACCCACAAGCUGAACGCCAAUCUGUGCAUCGGCACCAGGAAGACCUUCGAUUGCAUGCUGGAUUACACUCGCAAAACGGCGAUCGAAUUCUCCUCGGAGCUCUACUUCGCCUUCAUCUGGCAGGCGAGUCUCACCCACGAUUACUUCACGUAUCCUCAGCUGGGCGACGACUCCUACCACGAGUUCAUCGAGUACGCGUCGCGCGAUGGUCUGCUGAAUCGCACGGCGUUGAUCGUGAUGAGCGACCACGGUAUGCGAUGGGGUGACUUCCGGCAAACGUAUCAGGGAAAGAUCGAGGACAGUCUGCCCUUCGUCUUCAUCGUGCUGCCGAGAUGGUGGCGCGAGAAGUUCCCUCUGGCCUGGGGCAAUCUUCGAAGAAACAGCCACAGCCUCACGACGCCCUUCGACCUUCACGAGACGAUGGUGGAUCUGCUGAACCCGUACCGUCUGCGCGAGUCGUAUCUCAAGAGGCGCAUCAAGGUCCAGGCCGCGUCUCUCGUCCCGGCGCGUGGCAUCAGUUGGUUCCUGCCGGUGCCAGACAUUCGCACCUGCGACAUGGCGCACAUCGCGGAUCACUGGUGCAUGUGUCACACCAGCAACACGGUCUCGUGGAACGACACCGGUCUGCAGGACAGCGUGUCGUUCCUCGUCAAAAAGCUGAACGACAUGUUGAAUAGGUAUCCCAUGUGCGCGACUUUGAGCUUGAAGAUGAUCAAGGACGCGAAGGUCUGGCUGGAUAAGACGGACGGCGCGAUGCUGACGGAUUACACGGUGGUCAUACAGACCACGCCGGGUGACGCGAUCUUCGAGGGUACGGUACGCUACAAAGCGGACGACAAUAGCCGCAAGUUGGCCGGGUCGGUCAGCAGGCUGAACGCCUACGGCACCCAGAGUGCCUGCGUUGACGAGUUCAACAUGCGUCUGUAUUGUUACUGUCUUUAGGCCAGAGAUGUGCGAAUCAAGGAUUUUUUUCAUGUCGAAUCGAAUCGUUGAAAUAUAAUUUUUAAUUAACAAUAUAAAAUAUAAGUAUUAUUAGAUUGAAUUUUAACACGUAGAUAAU